UGUCGUCAGCCUGGCAGAACAAACCCAGGGCGAAAUUAUCCAUCGCUUUCUCUCUAUUUGCCAUGCUAACUAUCUGGCGGGCCGGUCUGUCCUCCAUAGCAACCACCAAGAAGACUCAGCAACAAGGAAGGGACCGGGAAGGAGUUGUUGAAUGGGAAUCCUGCAAUCACACAACACCUGCGACAUUUUUAAGUUCGGCUCCUUUCUGAGCAAAUCAGCCUGAGAAAUAUGGAUGGUGGUAACAGCUCUAGUGGUACAGAUGUGCAAGAAGAGCUGGACUCAGUGGAGGCAGAGCUGGAGCUGGUGGAGCUGCAGGUCACAGAGCUGCUGCAAAAGCAGGCUGAGCUGACUUCUCGAAAGAAUUCUCUGCUGCAGCAGCUGGAGGAGGCCUGUGAUGCUGCACAGCCAUCAUCCUCUUCAUCCUCAUCUUCCUCAAAGUCAUCUGGAGCUGAUCCAGUAAUGAGCAAGCAGGAGAUGCAGCGCUUUAAUGGCACAGAUUUUCCAUGGUCCAGAGAAGUGGCGAAGCACCUGAAGGACUCAUUCCGUCUCUCCGAGUUCAGACCACUGCAGCUGAGGGCCGUUAACUUGACCCUGUCAGGCAGAGAUCUCUUCCUUGUGAUGCCAACAGGAAGAGGAAAAAGCCUCUGUUACCAGCUACCUGCAGUCUGCUCCAACGGUUUUACAUUGGUAGUCACUCCCCUGGUGUCCCUGAUGGAGGAUCAGAUAAUGUACCUGAAGUCCAUCAAUGUGUCAGCAGUCAUGCUGAAUGCAUCCAGCAGCAAGGAGCACGCCAAGACAGUCAUGGCUGGAAUGAUGGAUCCCAAAGCCACUUUCAAGCUGGUGUACGUGACUCCAGAGAAGAUUGCCAAGAGCAAGCUGCUUAUGUCUCGUCUGGAGAAAGCCUACAACACAAACCUGCUGAGUCGUAUCGCUGUGGAUGAGGUGCACUGCUGCAGCCAGUGGGGACAUGACUUCAGACCAGAUUAUAAACUGUUGGGCAUCCUGAAAAGGCAGUUCCCCAAAGUCCCCCUGCUUGGGCUCACAGCUACAGCAACUAGCAGUGUCCUCAAGGACUGUGAGAAGAUCCUGUGUGUCAAACAGCCAGUCACACUCACCGCAUCCUUCAACCGAACCAAUCUCUACUAUGAGGUUCGGAUCAAAGAUUCUGACAAAGAUGAAUCAACAAAUGACAUUGCCUCUCUGAUCAAGAACAGAUACAAAGACCAGUCGGGGAUCGUGUAUGUGUUCUCUCAGAAGGAUGCAGAGUUGUUGUCAUCUGAACUCCAAAAGAGGAACAUCCUGGCCUAUCCCUACCAUGCUAACAUGGACCCAGAUGACAAGUCCCGCAUUCACCGCAAGUGGACCACCAACAAAAUCCAGGUGGUGGUAGCCACAGUAGCGUUUGGAAUGGGUAUCGACAAGCCCGAUGUCAGGUUUGUCAUCCAUCACACCAUCAGCAAGUCCAUUGAAAACUACUACCAAGAGAGUGGACGUGCAGGUCGAGAUGACAAUCCAGCAGACUGCAUUGUCUACUUUGGCUUCUCUGACAUCUUCAGGAUUAGCACCAUGGUGGUGAUGGAGAACGUUGGUCAGCAGAAGCUGAAGCAGAUGGUUGACUACUGCCAGAAUAUUGACAGGUGCCGGCGCUCUCUUAUGGCGGUUCAUUUUGAUGAAGUGUGGGACGAUGAGGGAUGCAACCAGAUGUGUGAUACUUGCCGCCAUGCAAAAGACUUCACCACAUUGGACAUUACCCAGCAUGCCCGGCAGGUGGUGCAGAUCGUGGAGUUAGCAGCUUCCAUGGAUGAGAAGCUGACUCCUUUGAAGCUGGUGGAGGCGUGGAUGGGGAAAGGCCCUGCCAAGCGUAGGAAGAUGAUCCAGACCACCACGCUGUCCCGGCAGCAGGCUGAAGCUGUGAUUGUGCGGCUGUGGCUGCAGGAAUAUCUCAGAGAGGAUUUCAGCUUCACUCCGUACACCACCUACUUCUACAUGAAACUGGGCCGCAAAGCUCCUCUGCUGAAGAGCCAGACACACUCACUCCCCAGCAUGAAGAUGAGGACUACAGGGGCUGGAUCUGCUGUGGAGGAAUCAUCUGCUGUUAAAGCCAAGGAGGAGGAGGAGAUUAAUGUGACCAUUGACCCUGUAACCACGGACAACAACGGUCCCCCACAACCCAAACAGAAACUAUUUAAAGAGCAGAGGAACCUAUCCAGAAAACAAGACCUGAAAGCAGCCAGCCAGACAGACAAACGGACAGAGAGAGCAAAAAAACAGCUGGCAGACAGACAUGGGGAGGAAGAGGUGGAUGAGAGGAGAUCCGUCAUGCCUCAACAUGCAAUUGAGGUUGAUGUUGAAAUUAACAUUAUAGAUGACAGUGAUGAUCAGAAAACACCAUCUCAUCCAGUUAAAACUUGUUCCAAACGCAAAUCCACCACCCCUCAGAGAGUGAGGAGGAAACCCUGUACUACUGCAGCAGCAGGGAUUUCCUCUCCCUCCCCAGGUGGUGAGACCACCACGAACACUGUGCCCAGCUCUCCAUCCCAGGCCUCCAUCAUAUCUGAGACUGCAGUCGAGGAGCUCUGUAACCUGAGAAACUACUACAGCAAACAGCUGAGAAGAAUAAACUACAUUUCCCAUGAGUACCUGGGGCAGCCAGCAGAGGCAGGGGUGUUGGCGUGUAUCAGGGAGCCACUGCGGAGCCUCCGUCUGCCCCGCAGAGCCACCAUCGCCCAGACUGCUCGCAGCCUGUGGACACGAGUAAGCGGCCGGAGGAAGCUGGUUCACCGGUGACAUCUCAGAAGCUCAGUUAGAUAUGAAGUUUAUUCUGUAGGUGUAUUAUCACAAAAUAUGUAUGAGAAAUGUUUCAUCUGCUGUCACAGUUAAAGGAGCCACUAGGUGUUUGAAGAUAGAUGUAGGCCCCCCCCUUGACAAAUCUGACCCUGGAACAGGUCAGAUGAACGGACUGAACGCAACACAUGAUGUGAUUUCUUAACAAAAACAAAUGCUGUGAGAAUAAUCUGAAGGAUUUUGUCACAGUAAAUCAAAAAAAAAUCACAAAUUGACUCAAAGUGCCCUUCAUAGGCUGAUAGACAUCUUCCAUGUUUCACACCUCAGCUGCAGCGUUAUCAGUUGAUGAAUGUCUUCAUGACAACUGCAUGAUGUUCUGGACCUUGAUUUAAAGCUAUACUUCUCUGUUCUGUUGUCUUUGUUACAGGAAUAUACUAACAUAUUCACUGAAAGCCAAAAAAGGUGACAGCCACUUUCAAAAAGUAGUUGGCAGGUGAUUGGAUGAGCCAUCUGUCUAUCAUGGGCUACCUGCAACCAAUCAGAUCAACAGUAGGAGAGCAAUUCCACCAGUGGAGAUAGUUGGUAAAUCUAAUUCUUACUGAAGUUAGUAGAGAGAAGAAAACAUGUCCUCCAUUGAGAAAAACCUUGAGUGAAGUUCUUUGCUCUUCUUUCAGUGCAGCACACUCUCCCUGUUGCUGAAGCUACUAAGUUGAAUGAAAUGUGACAUGUCUAAUGACACGAAGGUUUGAAAUUUUGCUCUUGCUGCCAUCUUGUGGGUGAAGUGUUCACAUUGACCACAGCUGGAUGUCAGACAGAGGAGCAAAAAGAGUAGAAUCAUUGAGCUGGAAUCAUUAUACAGUGGAGAUCAAAAUAAGAGAACAACCUAUAAUUUGCUAAAUUUUAAUGUCACUGCUUUUAUAUAUUUGAAGUUAUGCUAACAUGAAUAUAAGGGCAGAUUUUUUUUAUAAAAAUAGCAUAAUAUAAAAACCUUAUGGAGAAAUUUUCAGAACAGCUCUGAUCAAAAUUAGAGAACACUUUCAGAUACCUCCCAGUUAUUGGUGUUAAUCUGGCACCUGGUGACAAUUUACUUAAUUGUUGGACACGCCCUAUUUAUCUGGCAGCUCUCCUGCUUACUUUGCAAGAUGGCAGGCCGCUCUAAGGUGGCUGAAACCCUGCCACGGCAGGUUGUCCAGAUGAAGGCCAAAGGGAUGACCUUCUUAGCAACUGCAAGAGAGGUUGGGCGUUCCAAGUCUGUGAUUUCAACAACAUUGAAACCUUACAAGAUUCACAGAUUCAUUUAAGGAAAACAAGUGCAUGAGAGGACAGGAUUAUGCGAAGACUCUCAAUGGGGAAUCGGUUCAACACUGCAGCUGGAAUUGCUCGCCAGUUUAGUGCUGAACAGGGCAAAGAUCUGUCUGUCUGGGGACAGACUGAACCCAAAGUGUGUAAAGAAGUCAGUCAGAUUUGGAGGAGGAAGUGUCAUGGUUUGGGGGAUGUUUUCUGCAGCAGGAGUUGGGCCUCGUGUGCAGCUACAUGGCAGGUGAAUGCAGAUAUUCAUGUGAACCUCCUUUGGCAACAUGCAAUUCCUUCACUGAAUUGUCUCCCAAUCAGCCUGUCAUUUUCAUGCAAGACAAUGCCCCUUGUCACACUGCAAAACGGGUUAAGCAGUUCCUUGAAGCUAAGAAUAGUAAAACAACGAAAUGGCCAGCCCAGAGUCCAGAUCUAAACCCCAUAAUCUCCAGAAAAUCCAUGGCGACAAAGUAAUGGCUAAGAAACCCACUACAGUUACCGAACUGUGGAAGAGACUGCAAGAAGAAUGGACCAAGAUCAAUCCAGAGCAGUGUGAGAAACUAGUUCUGUGGGCGCAGAUGUGCUGAAGUUGUUCAAAGCAAAGGCCUCUACACUUCCUAUUAGUUUUUGAAUCCUAUUGCCCUAAAAAAAACAUCAUUUAAAUCUCUUCUGACACAAUGGUUACUGUUCUCUAAUUUUACUCACCCCCCCCCAAAAAAAAAAUAAAGAGCUGGUAUUCUAUCAAAUGCUGAACAAUGAAAAUAAAAAUAUUCCAGAAUAAAUCAAUUAAUAAUUUGUUCUCUAAUUUUGAUCUCCACUGUUCAUUAUGUAUUGUUUCCAGAUUUGUAUGAGUGUUGAAUUAACCAGUGAAGAAUAAAUCUCUGGCUCAGAAAUGGAUUUCUCCAGUUAUACAGGACACUGUUGGUAAGCUCUCCAAAGCUCUCAAAUGUCUAAGUUGUGUAGAAAAGUGUAGAAAAUAGUAGAAUUCUACUUUGUGUCGAGUCUUUUGAUAUUUUUCAUAGUGAGUUUCUCUCAUUGAUUCAGCAUGUUUCCCUGGUAGGAGUUCAGUGUAUUUACUGGCACACUUUUAUUGAAAUGUUGGUUAAUGUUAUAAUGACAACAAACAGUAAUUAGAAAAUGAUUGUAUUCUCUGACAUUUUUCUAUGCACUUCAACCAAAAAUAAAUCAAGAUCCUUUGUCAUAAUAUG
Molecule: messenger RNA, 5282 nt
Organism: Acanthopagrus latus (yellowfin seabream)
Lineage: Eukaryota; Metazoa; Chordata; Actinopteri; Spariformes; Sparidae
Gene: recql
Product: RecQ helicase-like
Exons: 15
Coding region: 229-2787 (852 amino acids)
Biological process (GO): double-strand break repair via homologous recombination
Cellular component (GO): chromosome; cytoplasm
Molecular function (GO): four-way junction helicase activity; ATP binding; nucleic acid binding
Source: RefSeq, a predicted model, not a curated record